Puntigrus tetrazona (Sumatra barb) is the source of this 4176-nucleotide messenger RNA. It is a transcript of the gene ppp2r2ca, whose product is annotated as protein phosphatase 2, regulatory subunit B, gamma a. The coding region runs from base 65 to 1411 and encodes 448 amino acids. Gene Ontology annotation, biological process: peptidyl-serine dephosphorylation. The record is from RefSeq and is a predicted model, not a curated record. NCBI's taxonomy places the organism in Eukaryota, Metazoa, Chordata, Actinopteri, Cypriniformes, Cyprinidae. Gene Ontology annotation, cellular component: protein phosphatase type 2A complex; cytosol. The transcript is spliced from 11 exons. Gene Ontology annotation, molecular function: protein phosphatase regulator activity; protein binding.
UGGGACAGCACGGAUUGGACGGCUCUUCUCCGGACGGGCGCGCUUACGCACUCCGCCGCUUCCGAUGGGUGAGGACGGCGAGAGCUCCAAAAUCAAUCACAGCUUCCUCCGAGACUAUGUCACAGAAGCUGAUGUCAUUUCUACAGUGGAGUUUAACCAGACGGGGGAUCUGCUGGCCACAGGGGAUAAGGGGGGGCGAGUGGUCAUCUUCCAGAGAGAGACAGAGUCUAAAGGUGAAUCUGAGGAGCUGGGAGAAUCUGGUGAGUAUAAUGUCUACAGUACGUUCCAGAGCCAUGAACCGGACUUCGACUACCUGAAGAGUUUGGAGAUUGAGGAGAAGAUCAAUAAGAUCCGCUGGCUGCCACAGCAAAACGCUGCCCACUUUCUCCUCUCUACCAACGAUAAAACGAUAAAGCUAUGGAAGGUGAGCGAGAGAGACAAGCGGCCAGAGGGCUACAAUCUGAAGGACGAAGAAGGGCGAAUAAAGGACAUCUCCACCGUGACCUCAUUACGGGUGCCAGUCCUGAAGCCCACUGACCUGAUGGUUGAGGUACGGCCGAGGAGAAUCUUUGCCAACGGCCACACCUACCACGUCAACUCCAUCUCAGUCAAUAGCGAUGGCGAGACAUAUCUGUCUGCCGAUGAUCUCAGGAUCAAUAUGUGGCACCUGGAUAUCACAGAUCGAAGCUUCAACAUUGUGGACAUUAAGCCAGCCAAUAUGGAGGACCUGACGGAGGUGAUAACAGCUGCAGAGUUCCACCCACAGCACUGCCACCUGUUUGUAUACAGCAGCAGUAAAGGCACGCUACGCCUCUGUGACAUGAGAGAGUCGGCACUCUGUGACAAGCACUCCAAAAUCUUUGAGGAGCCAGAGGACCCAGGCAAUCGAUCUUUCUUCUCUGAGAUCAUCUCGUCGGUUUCUGAUGUAAAGUUUAGCCAUAGUGGACGUUAUCUGCUCACUAGAGACUACUUGACUGUCAAAGUAUGGGACCUCAACAUGGAGAAGGGCCCUGUAGAGACCUACCAGGUUCACGAGUACCUACGAAGCAAACUCUGCUCUUUGUAUGAAAACGACUGCAUCUUUGACAAGUUUGAGUGUGUGUGGAACAGCACAGACAGUGUAAUCAUGACAGGAGCGUAUAACAGUUUUUUCCGGAUGUUCGAUCGCGAGACCGGUCGCGGUGUAACCCUGGAGGCAUGGCGCGAAAGCAGUAAACCUCGCGCCGUGCUGCGUCUUUAUCGUGUUUAUACCGGGGCUAAACCUCGGGACCGGUGGCGUGGCGUGGACAGUCUGGACUUCACGAAAAAGAUUCUGCACAUGGCUUGGCACCCGGCUGAAAACAUCAUUGCCAUUGCAGCAACUAACAACCUCUACAUCUUUCAGGACAGGGUUAAUGCAGAAAACCUGUGACAAGAAACGCAUUACGGGGUGCAAUAAUGCGCUUCACAGGAGCCACACACAAACAAACGUGCAUCAGAAUUAUGAUUUGGUCCUGUGGAGGUGGACGUAGUUGCCAGACCCUGAAAGUAAACAGAUGGACUUUGCAGUUAAGCCAUUCCAGGAGAGCAGUUAUGUAUAGCCAAUGACUUUAUCUGAUAACUGUUGGUUAAUUACACCGCCAAGAAUGUUGCAGAUGAGCUACGGUACAUGGAAUUUACAUCACAGCUAGCCAAUCCCGGACUGCUUUGAUAUGUGAUGGAUGGCGUUGUCGGCCAAUCCCUGACUGCGCUGAUCUGUGAUUGACAGCCAAUUUGGACUGAAGAACAGAAAAUGAGACCGCUCGGCUCCUCUGUGCCAGGUUGCCAUGGAGACAGGUUACUCAGUUGUCAUGGUAACAAGAGUGCUCUGAGCAGUCUUCCUAUCACGUGCUUCCCAAAAACUAUCCCAAAAUGCAUCUGCUAUACGAGCACUCAUUUUACUUCACGUCAGAACAUGGAUGCCUAUACGACCCAAUCACUAUAUCUCGCACUUGGAGGAGGUUUGUUAAAUUCCAGUACUUGUCUCAUGCAUCCUAAAGGAAGGAUUGAUCCACUACUUCAUCAGAACACUGUCUUAACCUGGUUACACCUCAUGAUGGGUUACAUUUACACCUGUAUGGUAAGAAAAAAAAGAGGGAUAUAUCACACCACUAACACACUUUCAAAAAAGCAGAUUCGUGCACGGUAACUGACAGGCGUUAGAGUCAAACUCUGAUCUACACUCGGGUUACACAGACUACUGGGCUCUCACAGUAAAGCACUGCCUUUUUAUUUAUGAUUGUAGCUACUCUACCGAACCCUCAAACGUAAAUUUAAACAGCCAUGUUGGAAAUGGAUAAAAGACAUAAAAAAUAUGUUUGUUAAUUUAAAAAAUAUUACGGUUAAUGCUUUGACACAAACAAUCAUUUUGACAUUACUAUAUUAAUUAUAUAUAUAUAUAUUAAAAACAAACUGUAGGGUAAUGUACUUUCAAUGGAAGUCUCUGGGUCAUUCUGAAGGGUUUAAAAGCAAAAUGUGGUGCAGCUUGUAUUUUUGUUGAAAUGCUUAUUUGAGCGGUUACCAACCUUUUUGACUACAAAGCCUAUCAUUGUCCACAAAAAUAUCUGAAGACCUCAUUACUUGUACAGUUGUUUGUGACUCUAAGUAAGGAUUUUAUAAAUAUUUUUUACUCAGAAUUUAUACCCAAUAAAAUAAUUCAGAGCUUGGCAUGAUUAGAAGAUAAUGUAUAUUCAUCAUACUGUUUAUCAGAGUUGUAAGAUUUUAUUAACAUUACAUUUGUGGGUCUAGGCAAACACUUUUAAAAUUAGGCUUCCUCAUAUAUGCAGGUUCUACAGAAUUGUAAGAAUGCUGGUUGUUUAAAGAUAAAAACAAGUUGAAUCCGUUUAUUUUAAAGGGGCGGUUGAUUAUGAUGUUGCUGUUAGAAAAUAAAUGUCUGCACUCAAAAGUUUGACACUCAAAGUUCAAUGCAAAGUGAGAUUUUUUUCUUAAUAAAUUGCUAAGAACUACAAAAAAGAUUAGUAGGGACUACAACAAAUACAAACAGUUUAUAUAGUUUAAUGCUUGUUUUUUCUAAUUCUAAGUCAUCUAUGUUGAGGCCUAGUGGCCCCCAUUCCCUGGUGGAGAGCCACUGGGUUAUAUGUAUUACUUCUUCUGAGGCUACACUUUUAAAGGGUAUUUAAUUUUUAUACCCCCUCUUUUGCUAAUUCCUUGCUCCCUGGACUUCCAUUAGAAGUGCAUUAACAUAGCUGAGGAUGUGUCAAAAAGUCUAAAAAUAGCUAAAAUAGCCUAUCUUGUAUUAAAGUUGGUACGUUCCAAUGUGUAGCAUCUAGGAAGCAGAUAAACCAUGUGUAAAUGUGAAUCUCUGCACACUGUGUUUUCUAAGACCACACAGGUGUACAUGUAACUCUCGAUCCACUGUAGAAAGAACACGGCGAGUUAUCUUUCGUUUAAGGUGCCAUUCACCUUCUGGGUGACUGUUUGUUUGGUGUAGAUGUGGUGAUGAAUUGUUGGGUGUCUGUGUAGACUAUGACACCAAGGUCAGUGAUUGUUUUUGCUAUAUGAACAAGGCUGAAUGAAUGUAACAAGCUUUUAAUGAAUCCAUUUUUAAAGUGUUAUGAUGUUAACGGGGUGCUCUCAAACUGACGAGCGAGCUUGCUUGCUUGCUUGCUUUCUCAUUUUCUUUGACUUCGUCCCUUUUCUGUCUUUUCUGGUGUUCACGUGUUUGUCUGUCCCAUUUUUCUAGUACACUUUGCUCUACAUAUACUGAGGCUGUGCCUCUUACAACUGGUCCCUCUACUCUUAUUUUUACAUUUGUAGUUCAUUCACAUCAUUUUUGUACCCUGAGACAAUGAUUCUCUGCUUUUUUCACUCUGUUCCUUUCUUUCUCUCGCACACUUUCAUUCUCUUACAUCCUGUUACCAUGGCGAUAGGCCUUCUGCCAUUAUGCAUUCUCUCAUGCUUUCUCUCAGACAUGCAGUGAAACACACACAUUCACAGUGCGACCAGGGAAUAAUAGCUUGAGUUUUUCAGGGCACACACACGCACUCUCUCACAAACACACACACAAAUAGGCCUAUACAUGCAAGCAUACACACAAAAACGCAUGUUUAUCAUUAUCCAGUGUUACUAAUGUGUAUAUCUAUGAUGCCUAAACAUAUUCUAUUGACACUUAAUGGAAAAAUAAAAGAGGCAAAUGGA